Cuscuta campestris is the source of this 1620-nucleotide messenger RNA. NCBI's taxonomy places the organism in Eukaryota, Viridiplantae, Streptophyta, Magnoliopsida, Solanales, Convolvulaceae. The record is from the annotation of a GenBank genome assembly.
CUUUUUGUAAUGGUCGUUGCAAUAACGUACAAGUCCCGCUGCCGGAAUUGCUGGGAACGAGGAACACGUUUUUUUUUUACUCUCAAAUGCGUGCGUUCAUAUGCCCAAUAUACAUAUAAAUAAAUAAAGAGGAAAAAGAAAAAAACAGUACUCCACAGAUUAAAUUUAGCAAGUGGGCAAAGAAUCGACGAACGCCAUAUCUUCUUCCUCGUGCUUCUAUUGUUCAGUCAUGCCCUUCGCCUGUUGCUGAGAUUCCAACGGAAGAUAUGGGUUCACCGGAUUCCGGCAGAUUCUCCGGCCAGAGGUCCAAUUUCUCACACACUUGUGCCCUCUUCAGCCAAUACCUCAAGCAAAACGGCUCUUUCGCCGCCGCCGCCGCCGCCGCCGCAGAUCUCACGCUAGGAACGCCCGCAACAAUGAAUCUGAUUCCAAUGAUUGAGAAAUCCGCCCCAAAUUCGAAUCUCGUCCCCUUGAACUUGUUCCCUGCCAAAAAGAUCGACCCGAGGUUUGUUUCUGCUUGCUAAGUAUCAGUAUUCUUUUGCUGGAGAUAUUGUCAUAGCUUUCCAUAUUAUAUUAUACGUUUCCAUAUUAUGUUUAUUACCAUAUUAUGUAUUCCUACUUUAGUUAGGAAUCUCAUGUAUAUAUACUUAUGGAAGUCUUGUUAUUAGGCGAGACCAAUUAUUAUCAAAUUGUGUGUUUAUUAACAUUAACAAAGUAAUGAGUUUAAACUGUUGUUUGGGCAUGUAAUGUGAACUUUUGGACGAAAACCAACACGUGAGAAUAUGGGUCACCCACAAAAUUUGUUUUUGGGAAGACUAUUAGGUACUAUAUUGUACUAUUAUGAAAUGCUUGGGAAAAUCAAUUUGUAUCUAACUAAGAUAAUGUGAAACAAACAUGUGGAAUGUUGGCAUGUCUUUACGGCCAACCAAACGUGCCCUUACGUGUUCCCGAGCUUAUUUGAAACUGCAUCAGGUUAAUCAUAGUUUUGUUGUGUGUGUGAGAGUGUGGGAGAGGCACAUGGAGAAAGGGUUGUUAAAGAAAUGAAGAUACUCUAUGAUGGUCAAGUGAUGGUGUUCAAAGAUUUUCCAGCUGAGAAAGCUAAGGAAAUUAUUACUUUGGCUAUGAACACCCAAACCCCAAACAUCUCACUUUGUACUGAUGAUGCCGGUCCUGUUUCUGGUUUCCAAAACCAGACACCUUAUUCUCAUUUGCCCAUUGCUAGGAGAACUUCCCUUGCCAGGUUCUUGGAGAAGAGAAAGAACAGGAUUACUUCCAAAGCACCAUACCAGAAAGACAACUCUGUGAGAACUUAUUCAAAGCAAGAAGAGAACAAGGCAUGGCUGGGGCUGGCUGCCCAGUUUCCACUCAAAAACUGAAGCCCUGCUCUGGUGUUUUUUUUUGUUUCAUCAUUGAUGUCAAUGCCCUAAGAGCUAAGAUUUUGAAUAUUUAGGGCAUUUCAAUUGUUUAAUGAAACUAUCAUUUUUUUAUAUAUGAAAAAUGUUAUGGUGUUUAGUUGUGCUUAUUUUAUACGGAGUAUGAUCAUUUAAUUGUCCAAAAUUUGAAUGUUUAACCAAUUCAAAGCCCUAAGAGUACUUCCAUUAAUAAUAUGGAUGAAUGCGU